Messenger RNA from Zophobas morio, 891 nucleotides. RefSeq names its product pre-mRNA-splicing factor spf27-like. Gene Ontology annotation, cellular component: precatalytic spliceosome; catalytic step 2 spliceosome; Prp19 complex. Lineage: Eukaryota; Metazoa; Arthropoda; Insecta; Coleoptera; Tenebrionidae. The coding region runs from base 1 to 786 and encodes 261 amino acids. The record is from RefSeq and is a predicted model, not a curated record. Gene Ontology annotation, biological process: mRNA processing. The transcript is spliced from 7 exons.
AUGAUUUUUACCGACGAGGUGGCCACGAGAGAAGCCUUUGAAGUACAGCCUGCGAAGCAAACUUUGUGGCAAACUCAGUCAGUGCCUUUGGAAUUUCAAGAAAACACUACUCACUCUGCAGAGAGAAUGUCAGUUUAUGAGAUUUGUGAGCAAGUUACCUCCUUGCCGUAUUACGAUGAUGAGUACAAUCAUCCUGAUGUUGCUGAGGCGGUUGAUGCUUUAAUCACCGCGGAAAUGGCAACUUUUGCUCCAAGUUCAAACUAUCUCGCUUACUUACCUUCAAUCAACAAUUUGGGACAGAACAUAACUGAGUUGCUUGCUAAUGAACUGUCUAGAAUAGAACAAGGGAUUCCUCAAGAAACCUUUGAUUUUGGUCGUUACAAAACAGUUAAGUUAGAAAAAAAUAGAAAUAUAGAAGCUAUCAAGAAAAAUAUUACACUAACAGAGAUUUUUUAUGAACACAAGUUGAAUAAAGUUCUUAAUCUUGAGCUUCUAUUACGUUUCGGAAAAGCUUCGUGGUUAUCUUACAUUGGCCAACUCGAAGAGAUUUCACAGGGGCUUAGCUCUAAAUUAGAGUCCCUUCAAGAGGAAAUCCGUUUAGUAAAUUUAGCUAGAAUGGAGGAGCAAACAAGAGCUGGUGCUAAAAUGAAAGAGUUAGAGGAGGAGUGGGGAGAUCUCCUCUCUAAAAAUUUAGAAAUUAAACAGGAAUGCAGUUCACUUGAAGAGGAAGUCGAGUUUUUAAAGCAGCAAGCGUCUGAAAGGGGCAUCGACCUGUCCGGGCUAUAGCAAGUUCCAUUUAGGACCGUGCUUUUAUGUUUUACGCUUUUGAUUCCUUUAUUUACAUUUAAAUUGUAUAGUAGGACUUAUAAAUUUAUAGGGCUUUUUAGAAAA